GAAGACAACAGGAACAAAUAAACGUGCUCUUAAGUUUGACUCCCAAAGUCAAUUUGUCUGUUUCUACUUUCACAAAACCAGAUCGUCGAGAUGUCGGAAGAGAAAGUCGUCGCCGUGAUCAUGGUCGGAGGACCGACCAAAGGAACACGUUUUCGCCCAUUAUCGUUCAAUACGCCGAAGCCGCUGAUCCCUUUGGCUGGCCAGCCAAUGAUUCAUCAUCCCAUUUCUGCUUGCAAAAAGAUAUCAAACCUGGCUCAGAUUUUUCUGAUAGGGUUUUACGAGGAAAGAGAGUUCGCUUUGUAUGUUUCUUCCAUUUCUAACGAGCUCAAAAUCCCAGUUCGAUACUUGAAAGAAGAUAAGCCUCAUGGUUCUGCUGGUGCUCUUUAUUACUUUCGCGAUAGAAUCAUGGAAGAAAAACCGUCGCAUGUUUUCCUCCUGAACUGUGAUGUUUGCUGUUCUUUCCCUCUCCAAGACAUUCUCGAUGCACAUCGCCGAUAUAGUGGCAUUGGAACUAUGCUAGUAAUCAAGGUUUCUGCGGAAGCAGCAAGCCAAUUUGGAGAGUUGAUAGCUGAUCCCGAUACUAAAGAACUCUUGCAUUACACAGAGAAACCAGAAACUUUCGUGAGUGACUUGAUCAACUGUGGUGUCUAUGUGUUUACCUCAGAUAUCUUCAAAGCCAUUGAAGGAGUAUACAACCAAAUGAGAGACACGUCUAGCAACUACAGCCACUUCCAGUAUGCUACAAGGUCUGUUCCUGCAGAUUUUGUGAGGUUAGAUCAAGAUAUAUUGUCACCACUUGCUGGAAAGAAGCAACUAUACACAUAUGAGAAUAAAGAUUUUUGGGAACAGAUCAAGACUCCAGGGAAGUCUUUGAAAUGCUCGGACUUGUAUCUCUCUCAGUUCCGCGAAACAUCUCCUCAUCUUUUGGCUUCGGGAGAUGGUACUACUAAUAAGAAACCGAUGAUAGUUGGUGAUGUUUAUAUUCACCCAUCCGUGAAACUACAUCCAACCGCUAAGAUUGGUCCAAACGUGUCAAUCUCAGCAAACGUUCGUGUUGGACCUGGUGUAAGGCUUAUAAACUGCAUAAUCUUGGACGAUGUUGAAAUCAAGGACAAUGCUUUUGUUAUAAACUCGAUCAUUGGUUGGAAAUCUUCUAUAGGAAGAUGGUCAAGGGUUCAAGCUAGUGGAGAUGACAAUGAGAGGCUUGGGGUUACCAUUCUUGGUGAGGCUGUGACAGUAGAAGAUGAAGUUGCAGUCAUAGGAAGCAUUGUUCUUCAGAAUAAGACUCUCAAUGCCAGUGUUCAAGACGAUAUAAUCUUAUGAAUCAUUAGAGGAUGCAUGAUUUACUGAUUUUUUUUUUUUAUAAUGCAAACAUAAGAAGAGUUACACAAUUGAGAGCUACUUUGCAUUGAGCUCACUUUUUUUAGAAA
Molecule: messenger RNA, 1430 nt
Organism: Raphanus sativus (radish)
Lineage: Eukaryota; Viridiplantae; Streptophyta; Magnoliopsida; Brassicales; Brassicaceae
Exons: 13
Coding region: 91-1323 (410 amino acids)
Biological process (GO): biosynthetic process
Cellular component (GO): cytoplasm
Source: RefSeq, a predicted model, not a curated record